AUGCUUUCAUCUGCGAGCAAAUUUUCAAAAGAUCCAUCGCUUUUCGAUAUCAGAAUUAAAAACGCCGUUAACGAUGUACUUAUUAUAAAAGGUACACCUGCAGAAGCACCGUCAAUCCUUCUCUCUGGUUCCAUAGUUAUAUCUGUAUUGGAACCAUUACAUAUCAAAAAUUUAAAGUUAAAACUAUAUGGUAGAUUAAGACUAAAUAUUCCAUUGAGUUCUGCCAAGGGUACACCAGUGAAAUACAAUGGAUGGGAAAAACGAUUCUAUCAAUAUUCCUGGGACCAAUUUGAUAUCCAUGAGUACUGUACCACUACAUUAAAUGGUAGAAGAUCAAUUGCAAGUAGAUCUUCGGGAAACAUUGCUGGAAUGCGUAAAAGAGCUCAAUCGUCAGCAUCUUUAAGUUCAUUGAGUAGUAGUACGAGUAUUACUAGUAAUUCUUCUCGUACGCUAAUGACAGGCAAUUAUGAGAUCCCAUUUAGUGCAAUCUUACCGGGGUCAACUACGGAGAGUGUAGAAGGUUUGGAUAAUGCAUCAGUUACUUAUAAAUUAGAAGCAGUUAUUGAACGCCCCAGAUCAGCCGAUUUAAUCUGUAAAAAACAUUUAAGAAUUGUAAGGACUAUGUCUCCUGAUUCUUUAGAGAUCUCAGAAACCAUAUCUGUUGAUAAUUCAUGGCCUGGCAAAGUCGACUAUUCCAUCUCUAUUCCGACAAAGGCAAUUGCUAUUGGAUCUUCCACGCCUAUAAAUAUCAUGUUAAUACCACUUUUGAAGGGAUUAAAACUAGGAUCUGUUAAAAUUUACCUGGUGGAAAAUUCUCAGUAUUGUGGAGCUUACGGGGGAGUUAUUCCACAAGAACGGGUAGUUUCUAAAUUAAAAUUAAAAGAUCCUCUAAUGCAUGAAUCUUAUAUGAAGCAACAUGGCGUAUCAGAUGAAAAACAGGAUGAUAAUGACACUGCAUAUCAAGAUCGAUGGGAUAUUUCAACUACGUUACAAGUCCCCACCUCCUUAACGAAAUGUACCCAAGAUUGUAAUAUAUUAUCAAAUAUUAAAGUUCGUCAUAAACUACGAUGCGUUCUUUCUUUGACUAAUCCAGAUGGUCAUGUUUCUGAGCUUCGGGCUUCAUUACCCAUAAAAUUAUUCAUAUCACCAUUCGUUUCAUUGAAAGUUAAAUCGCCUGAAACAUUGGAUAAAGAAAUAGGUCCAUUCAUUGCAAGGAGUCCAUAUUCUUCUUUGAAUAAUUCAAGUUCUCCCGAUUUAAAUAAUCCUGCUGAUGAAGAAGAAGAUGUGAUUUUUUCCAGAGUAUCGUCUGAAGUUAAUGUAUCAGCUCCUAAUAACGAUGUGAGAACCAACAUCAACGGUCGCUCGACAACUUCAACGCCAAUGUCCGCCUUUGAUGCUGCAAAUGGAUUGAUGGCACCACCAAAUUACGGGAACCAUAUAUUCGACAAAUUGUGGGGUGAAGUUCCAAAUACCGAUAAUCCUUCGACUUGUGGAACAGUAACUCCCAUGGAAAGCGGAAGGCUUAAUACGCAGGUACCAUUGAACCAAAACAACAACGAUAUGUCAAAUAAUAAUCCCCAAAACCAACAACUAUUAGGAGAAUAUAAUAUGCCAAGCAUCAACAUUUUACAACCACAACCGCAACUACUAAGUAGCAGCAGAAGCCCGUCAAGUUUCAGUUCUCCAAGAUUUGCAACACCGGAAGCUUUCAUUAUACGAAGUCCUACGUUGACCCCGGGGUUUUCUCAGCAAUCCAGAACAAGUUCAUUUAGCAGACAAGCCUCCUCAUCCUCGUUGGCAAAUGAUUGGGAAUUGGUGUCGUUGAGCAGGGUACCCUCAUAUCAUAAGGCGAUGAAAAGUGAUAUACCGGAAGAUGAUUUACCACCGACAUAUCCACCAAGUAAGACGAAGAAUUCUGGCAAGUCAAUAAAAAGACCAGCAAAUACUCACUAUAGAUCUAAUUCCUCCUUGUUAGCUGUUCCAGAGACUUCAAAUCGACCUAGAUCGUUGUCAAAUAGAAGUUUGAACGGAUCCUCGAAUUCAUUGAGAGCGUUAUCAAAGGCAAAUACAGAUAUAUAUAGGCAUACGAGACAAAUUUCAAAUUCUUCAUUAUCAUCAAUCAAAAAUAGAACUGUAAGUCAACAGUUUUCACUUAAUAUGACACCGGUUUCUAAUCGUAAUUCCUCUUCCACAAGCAUUCAACAGAUGCAACGGAAUUCCUCAUCAACAAGAAAUUUAUCAGCAUCUCAAAGGUCAAACUCCUUUGCGAGUUUCAUUGACUUAUUUUCAAGAAAAGAUAAAAAUUAA
This is a messenger RNA of Naumovozyma dairenensis CBS 421, 2307 nucleotides long. Its product is annotated as arrestin C-terminal domain-containing protein. NCBI's taxonomy places the organism in Eukaryota, Fungi, Ascomycota, Saccharomycetes, Saccharomycetales, Saccharomycetaceae. Gene Ontology annotation, molecular function: protein-macromolecule adaptor activity; ubiquitin protein ligase binding. Gene Ontology annotation, cellular component: cytosol; cytoplasm; plasma membrane. The record is from RefSeq and is a predicted model, not a curated record. Bases 1 to 2307 code for a protein of 768 amino acids. The transcript has a single exon. Gene Ontology annotation, biological process: ubiquitin-dependent endocytosis.